AUGCUUCGACGUUCAUCUGAGCGAGUGGAGAUGGUGGUGGAAAUCUACGAGACUGCAGACAAUGUUAGAGGUCACGACCCUGAGACAGAGAAGAACAACUGUGACACAGAGAGACACCUAGAAGAACAACACACAGGAGGAGACACUGCAUGGAGCAGGUGUUGCAGACUGACUGCAGUGUGGUUGGUGCUGCUUCUGUUUGUUUCCUUGCUGACUGCCGUCACAGUUCUGUGGAUCAAAUUCAGCAUUCUGACUAUAGACAGAGACCAGUUACAGUCCCGUUACAAUAACCUGACUAAAGACAGAGACCAGUUACAAUCCAGUUACAAUAACCUGACUAAAGACAGAGACCAGUUACAGACCAGUUAUAAUAACCUGACUAAAGACAGAGACCAGUUACAGUCCAGUUACAAUAACCUGACUAAAGACAGAGACCAGUUACGGGAGGAGAGAGACAGAUACCAGAAAACAUUACAUAGUUCAUGUAAACAGAAGUGUUUUAGUUUUAGUUCCAGUUUUUAUGUUACAUCUAAUGAGGUGAAGAGCUGGGAGGAGAGCAGAAAGGACUGCAAGGCCAAAGGAGCAGACCUGGUGAUCAUAAACAGCAAAGAGGAACAGGAGUUCAUCAUUAAACAUCUGGACAACCUUGACACUUGGAUUGGUCUGAGAGACACAGUAAAAGAGGGAGAGUGGAAAUGGGUGGACGAUACACCACUGAACACUGCUUUCAGGUCCUGGGCUCAAGGGGAACCGAAUAAUCGAGGUGAUGAGGACUGUGCUGUGAUUUACACUUAUCCUUCACAUUUGACUGCAACCUGGAAUGACCGGAAAUGUUCUGCUAAAUUACCCUGGAUCUGUGAGAAAGAUGUUUCUCAAUGAUGUGUAUCAUUUUAAAUG
Molecule: messenger RNA, 897 nt
Organism: Tachysurus vachellii
Lineage: Eukaryota; Metazoa; Chordata; Actinopteri; Siluriformes; Bagridae
Product: CD209 antigen-like protein A
Exons: 5
Coding region: 1-879 (292 amino acids)
Source: RefSeq, a predicted model, not a curated record